AUGCGCCUCUGCAAUAGCCGUAAAGCGGCUCAAUGGAGCUUGCUUGCCGUCUUCAGCGCCCUGCUCCUUUGCCAGGGAGCACGAGGGCAGCGCCAAGUAUCGCUGCAGGCAACGGACUCAUCGGACGUUGUCACGUCGUCGACCUACUUGGACACUGCCGGCUCCACAGACAGCGGCUCCAGCGCCGCUCCGACCCCGACCUCUAGCACCCUGCCGAUCGGCAGUGCCGCGGUAAGCACUGUCGACGACGAUGACGAUCCCUCUGCGGCAGCGUCGGCUUGGCAACCACCACCGACUCAGUCAGCAACGGUUCCGUCGCCAAACGGUGCUUACCCAAACCCUCAGUGGUCGAGCCUGCUCGGUAAGACGCUCUACUUCUAUGACAUUCAGCGCGCCGGCCAGCUACCGAGCAAUUUCCGCGUCCAGUGGCGCGAUAGCUCCUCGACCAGCGAUGGUAGCGACGAAGGUCUGGACCUGACAAAAGGCUUUUUCGACGCUGGCAACUUCAUCAAGGCUACCCUCCCGCUCUCUUGGACGUUGCAGCAGCUCGCUUGGGCCGGCGCUAUGUACGGCGAGUCCUUCGACUCGACUGGCCAGACAAAGUACCUCAACAGAACCAUGAGAGUCGGUCUCGAUUGGCUUCUGGAGGCCAGCAGCAAACCAGACACGGUCGUCGUGCAGGUGGGCCGCCUGGACGACAACUAUUGGGGUCCAGCGAGCGGGAUCCCUCAAAACCGUCCUUCCUACACGGUGACGCGCGACAAUCCAGGAACCGACAUUUUUGCCGCCGUUUCCGCUACGAUGGCGCUUGGCGCCCUGUUGUACAGCGGCACGGCCAUUCCCGCCGGCUUGAAUCAAAACGGCACAGUCGCCUCUCUCCGCGAUGACGCCUAUGCCUCCCGGCUACAGCAGCGGGCUAUCUCCAUGAUGCAGUUGGCCCAGAGCGCGACGCCUCAACAAGUCUACCAGAAAGCUCAGCCGUACGGUGCGCAAGCAUAUCCCUCUAGCGACUUUAACGACGAACUCAUCCUAGCUGCCACGUGGCUCGCUGCCCUUACGGGGCAGCAACAAUACGCCCAAUAUGCGCUGGAUGUGUUCAACGACAACGGGUUCCCAUGGACUUCUGGUGCACUCAAUUGGGAUUCCAAAGUCGCCGCGACACCAGUUGCAAUGCUCCAAGCCGCUGUGCUGAGGCCAGAGCUCUCGUCUGUCUUCAAUGUCGACACACUGCGAGACAAGUCGGAGGUCUGGCUCGAUGCAGCGGUAGACAACAAAAUGUCCAGCUUUUUCUACACUCCUGGUGCACUCCCUUGGUGGAAAGGGGACUCGGAUGGUACGAGCAUGAAUCCCAUGAUGAAUGCAGCCUUCUUGUCGGCCAUCUACGGACCAUUUGCGCGGGGCAGCAAGGUGAACAAGUACGCUGGAUGGACGAAUUUCCUGAUCGAUUACGUCCUCGGCAAGAAUCCGAUGAACACUGUGUACGUCAUCGGCGCCAGUCCCAACAGUCCGCUGAAUGCGCAUUCCAGCAUGGCGAGCGGCGGUCGCGACAUCAGCGAGAUAGACACGUCGCCACCCGUCAUGGCGCACACCCUCUGGGGAGGCGUGCUUGGCGGUCCGGACAGGAAAGAUCGAUUUUUUGAUCAACGCAGCGAUUACACUCAGAGCGAGCCCACCGUCGACCUGGUCUCACCGAUGGUCUUUCUCUCCGCGCAGAGAAUCGCAACUCGCGCUGCUGACCCUUACUACGUCUCCAACCUUGCUGACAAGCCGCGCAAGGUGGCAAAGAGGCCCAAGUCGAGCAGCCAAGUCGCUCUCGAAGCUGCUCUACCUACCGUUCUCAUCGUCCUCGCGCUCGCCAUCGCCGGAUUCGUCGCUUUCAAGAAGCGAGACACGAUCCGGCAGUGGUCGCGACAGAGACGUAUGAAGAAGAUCGGUGUCUCUUACAAGAAGGAAGACUUUGUCUAGCCUUCUUGUUCGUCUCCUUGGACAUUAAAGACCUGUCGUCGCCGCUACUAUCCUCUGCCAUUGUUGCCACACCAUCUUUCCCCGUUUUCUCCCACGCAUCAAAUGUACUUUGCUACGGCUCGAACCCGUCUAUGAAGCUUCGGAAUCGCAUCUCACCACGUCCUCGCGUGAUCAAGGCCGCUGCCGUUCCUCAUCCUAUCGCAAUCUGCUCUGCACACUGCAUGGUCGAUGCAUCUUUAUUGCAAUAUCAUCGAUUGCGUCGCGAAGUUGGGGCAAAUGAAGAACGGGAGAGAAAGUGGCGAUGCAAAUGAAUCGCAGUAG
This is a messenger RNA of Ceraceosorus guamensis, 2286 nucleotides long. Its product is annotated as Six-hairpin glycosidase. The transcript is spliced from 2 exons. The record is from RefSeq and is a predicted model, not a curated record. Bases 1 to 1965 code for a protein of 654 amino acids. Lineage: Eukaryota; Fungi; Basidiomycota; Exobasidiomycetes; Ceraceosorales; Ceraceosoraceae. Gene Ontology annotation, molecular function: hydrolase activity, hydrolyzing O-glycosyl compounds. Gene Ontology annotation, biological process: carbohydrate metabolic process.